This is a messenger RNA of Rotaria sp. Silwood2, 3519 nucleotides long. Lineage: Eukaryota; Metazoa; Rotifera; Eurotatoria; Philodinida; Philodinidae. The record is from the annotation of a GenBank genome assembly.
AUGGUGAGCGUAUCAAAAGGUGAUCAUGUUUGGGUUGAUCCGCAGACCGGCAGUGAGUUCAAUGUUGAAAUUGGUGCUCGUGUGGUUGCUACGCAAACCGGACAAAUUAUCUUAAUUGAUGAUAAUGAACAAGAAUUGAAAUUUCCUAUUCAAACUAAAUUUCGUUUAAUGCAUAUAACAUCUAUUGAAGGUGUCGAUGAUAUGAUUUUAUUAGGUGAUCUUAAAGAAUCUGCUAUACUUCAUAAUCUUCAUAUGCGAUACAAAAAAAAUAUCAUUUAUACAUAUACAGGAUCAAUUUUAGUUGCUGUUAAUCCAUAUAAAUUAUUAAAUAUUUAUAAUAUUGAUUAUAUUCGUCAAUAUUCUAAUAGAAAAAUUGGUGAAUUAUCACCACAUAUAUUUGCUAUUGGUGAUAAUGCUUUUUGGAGUAUGCAACGUUAUCAACAUGAUCAAUGUAUUAUCAUUAGUGGUGAAAGUGGUAGUGGAAAAACAGAAUCAACAAAAUUAAUUUUACAAUUUUUGGCUGCAACUAGUGGACAGCAUUCAUGGAUUGAACAACAAAUACUUGAUGCUAAUCCAAUACUUGAAGCUUUUGGUAAUGCAAAAACAGUUCGAAAUGAUAACUCAUCUCGUUUUGGAAAAUAUAUUGAUAUACAUUUUGAUAAACGAGGAGCUAUUGAAGGAGCAAAAAUAGAACAAUAUUUAUUAGAAAAAUCUCGUAUUGUAUCUCAAGCUCGAGAUGAACGAAAUUAUCAUAUUUUUUAUUGUAUGCUAUCUGGAAUGUCAAAAGAAGAAAAACAAACGUUAGAUUUAACUGUAGCUAGUGAUUAUGUUUAUCUGAAUCAACUUGAUGGAACAAUUUAUUGUGAUAGUAGAGAUGAUGCAAAGGAAUGGUCAACAAUAAAAAGUGCUUGCAAAGUGUUAAUGUUUAGUGAUGAAGAAUUAAAUGAUAUACUUAGAUUAUUAUCAGCUAUUUUACACUUAGGAAAUUUAAAAUUUGAAGCAACAACUACUAAAAAUAUGGAUACAUGUGUAGUGUCUAAUACAAAUAUACUUCGAAUUAUUUCAAGAUUACUUAAAAUUGAUGAAAAUGGUCUUAGUAAUGGUCUAUUAAAUCGUACGCUACUUGCUCAUGGUGAAGCUGUUAUUACUCCACUUAAUCAAGAACAAGCUUUUGAUAUUCGUGAUGCAUUUGUUAAAGGAAUAUAUGGAAAAAUGUUUAUAUGGAUUGUUGAUAAAAUUAAUUCAGCCAUAUAUAAACCAAAAGAAGGAGCAGCAUAUCGAAAAAGUCUUGGAAUAUUAGAUAUAUUUGGUUUCGAAAAUUUUCAACGGAAUAGUUUUGAACAAUUAUGUAUAAACUACGCUAAUGAAAAUUUACAGCAAUUUUUUGUUCAUCAUAUAUUUAAACUUGAACAAAAAGAAUAUGAUAAUGAACAUAUUAAUUGGAAACAUAUAUCAUUUGAAGAUAAUCAAUCAAUACUUGAUUUAAUUGCAGUUAAACCAAUGAAUAUAAUUGCAUUAAUUGAUGAAGAAAGUCGUUUUCCAAAAGGUACAGAUCGUUCAUUAUGUGAUAAACUUCAUACAAAUCAUUCAAAAAAUGAACAUUUUAUACCAAGAAAAACUGACAAUGAUAUUCGUUUUGGUAUUCGACAUUUUGCUGGCCAUGUUUAUUAUGAUUGUGAAAAUUUUCUUGAAAAAAAUCGUGAUUCAUUUAGUCAAGAUCUUAUGAAAUUAUUACAAGAAACCAAAAGUAAAUUUUUAAAAAAUUUAUUCCUAAGUGAAUUUCAAAUGGGAACAGAAACAAGAAAACGUGCACCAACACUUGGUACACAAUUUAAAAAAUCACUUGAUUCACUUAUGACUAUAUUAUCAGCAUGUCAACCAUUUUUUAUUCGUUGUAUUAAACCAAAUGAGUAUAAAGCAUCAGAUAAUUUUGAUCGUGUAUUAGUAUGUCGACAAUUACGAUAUUCUGGUAUGAUGGAAACAAUAAGCAUUCGACGAAAAGGUUAUCCAAUACGUCAUUUAUUUCGAGAUUUCGUUGAUCGAUAUCGAUUAUUGGCACCAGGCAUUGGACCAUCACAUCGUGAAGGAGAUUGUCGAUCGGCAGCAGAGAAAAUUUGUAAAGCUGCCUUAGCUAAUCAAGAUUAUCAAAUUGGUAGAACAAAAGUUUUUCUUAAGGAUGCACAAGAUGUAUUUCUUGAACAAGCUCGUGAAAAAGUAAUGGCACGAAAAAUUCUUAUAUUACAAAAUACAAUUCGUCAAUGGAUUGCUCAUCGACAAUUUCUUGCUAUACGUCAAAGUGUUCUUCUUAUUCAACGUUAUUGUAAAAGUUAUCGUGAUGCUAGACGUUUUCAAAUUAUGUCAAAUGGUUUUACACGUUUACAAACAUUAUAUCAUACUCGUAUGUUAACACUUCGUUAUUCAAUUUUACGUUCACGUAUUCUUAAUCUUCAACGUUUUUGUCGUGGUUAUCUUGCUCGUCAAAAUUAUAGACGAAAAACAAAAGCUAUUGUUAUUUUACAAUCUGAAGUUCGACGUCAUAUUGCACAAAAACAAAUGCGUCGAUAUCGUAUUGAAGAAAAAAUGUAUCAUGAAGCUGAACAAGAACGAUAUGAAGAAGAAAAACGUUUAAUACCAACAUUAGGUGUUAAACGUGCUAAAGAAGAAGCUGAAAGAAAAUAUCAAGAACGUUUAAGAAUUCUUCAACGUGAAAUUCUUGAACAAGAACAUCUUGAACAACAACGUGCAAAAGAAAAACGUUUAUUAAUGGAAAGAAAAACUUAUACAGAUGAUAAUGAUUUAUUUAAUACUAUGUUUCCAUCAACUGGUGAUGAACGAAGAACACCAGUACAUCGUCCAACAACUAGUACAGCUGGUGGUAUGCAAUCAACAUUAGGAAAUAUACCACAAACAAUGGAUACUAUUGAACGAAUUGAUAAACCAUUACCAGUACCUUUUCAAGAUGAAGAUUUAAGAGAAUAUACAUUUGCCAAAUUUGCUUCAACUUAUUUUCAAGGCAAUGCAACACCAUAUUUUACUAGAAAAACUCUUAAACAACCAUUACUAGCAAUUAAAUCUGAACGAGAUCAAUUAGCUGCUUUGGCUAUAUGGAUAACAAUUCUUCGAUUUAUGUGUGAUCUACCUGAUGUUCGUACACCAAAUGUUUUACAAAAAAAACAAUCGAUUAUGACAAAAAUUCAUUCAACACUUGGUAGAAAAUUUAACAAAAAAGAUUUAGAAGAAGCACAAAAAUUAAAUGAAGCAAUUGAUAAUCAACCUCCUAUACCACCAACAGAUAAUUCAUUAUCUCUACAAACAAAUAAUAGUUUAUCUUCAGCGUCAAAUAAAACAACAUCACGUUCAGUUAAACAAAAAUUAGUUAAUAUGACAUUAAAAAGAAAAUCAAAAUUAUCUACGGAUGCUGCUAUGACACGUUUAAAAGAUUUNUGUGGGAUGGGCCCUGCUUUUCAUACAGCUCCUCACGUACCCACAUCCUCAAGUCUUUUUGUUUUUAAUGAGUAA